ACUUACACAGUCAAUGUCUUUCAUUAGUGUAGAAUAAUGUACACUUGGUGAUAUUUUAUUAAUCAGAUUCACAAUAUUAGAGCUUCCCGUUAGAUAGUGACAAAUCAAGGAUAAGCAAUAAUGAGUAGUACCUAUGUACUGCGGAUUUAUUAAGCCACAUAUAUGCUCAAGAGCAGUUCUCAUUUUUAAAUCUGUUUUCUUAGUAUUUCUCAUUGAAAUUUCUUUUAAGAAUGAUACUAAUAUUGUACUGAAGGUUUCUUCAAUAUUUUCAUUAUAUUGAUCAUACAAGUUAUGAAUAUGUCUAUUUUUAGAAACAAUAACUUCAUUUCUAGCUAUAUACCUUCCAAGGCUUUUAGAAAUCUUAAUAACUUCAUCUUUUGAUAACUCAUCAUUAUCUAGAGCCAAACAUAUGUCAUUACUUAGUUUCUCAUCAAUUUUCCGUUUCUUAGGCUCUGGCUGAGGGAGACUCUCAAAAUACUUGCUACAACUUGUGCAAAGAUAGGUCGCUCUGUCACUCAAGUGACCUUCCUUAACGAUAGCCUUAGUUUACCGAAAAUCAUAUAAUAAAACAACUCAUAAAAAAGUUCAACGAUACAAGGUUAUGGCUUAUAUCGUACACCUUACUUUUAUGCCACCUUAUUGAAGUAUUCGCAGCAUCUGAUUGGAUACUAUAUUAAGUCACGUGAUUGACAAAUGAAAAUGGCGGACAUGGACGUAACAUUGUAAAAGAAACAGAAUAUUAUGAGCUGUACAUCGAUCAGGGUCAUAUCAGAAAUGAUUGAUACCAUAUACCAGCAAAAGGAGGUCAAACAAUCUCUACAAAAAUUAAAAACCUUAGAGGUAUCAAAGGAAACACUCAAAGAAAGAAAUGACAAACAAAUGCAAGAGCUUCAAAAAUCAAGAAAAGAAGCUAUUCAGGAAAUCAGACAACAUCGCAAAGUCCUUGAACAUGUCCUUGCUGACAUGGAAAAGGAAUCAAUACAAGAAGUUGACGAUGAGUUCACUAAAAAAGAGACGGCACUCAUAAAACAAAAAAAGGACAUAGAAAGAGAGGAAGAUUAUAUACAGAAAGCAAUUUGUGAUUUACAACAUGCUGAAGGAAACAAGGCUCAAGAGUUUGUAUGUUCAAAGAUUGCUUAUAAACAGAUUAAUGGUAGUAAAGACAGCCCUGAUUUGUUAAAUGACGAACAAGCUGAUGUACAGUUAUCAUAUUCUAUAAACAACGACAUCACUAGCUUUCUGAAACAGAAGAAAACCUUUGGAAGUAUUGCAAAGUACCAUUAUCAACAAUACGCUCAGAGGAGAAGUCUUUAUACUGUCAAAGCUGAAAGGAAAAUUAAUGUCAAAGUACAAGGGGAUGAACAAACGUGUUUAAUAUAUGGUUCUUGUUUAACAGAAGACAACUUUCUAUUACUAACCGACUAUUACAACAUGAAGAUAAAAUGUGUUGACACAACAAAAGCUGUUGUAGUAGACCAGUGCUGUCUACCAAGUUGUCCAUGGGAUGUUUGUUGUACAAGUAAAAAUGAAGCUGCAGUCAGUUUAGAUAACAAAACCAUUCAGUUUGUUUCUCUGUUUAACCCGAUGAAAAUAGUAAGGCAGCUUAAGAUGAACCAUGAUUGCUUUGGUAUUGCUUUCAAAGAUGACAAGCUGUUCAUAACCGACAACGGGAAGUCGUUGUUUAUCCACAAUACAUCAGGUGACCUCUUACAGACGGUAUCAAAGGACAAUUCUGGAAAUGAAUUAUUUGAUCAGAGUAGACUGCUUACUUUUAGUGACCGUGGUGAUAGAGUAUAUGUUGCAAGUUUCAGUAAUAGUCUAGUUUCACUAAAUAUGCAAGGGAAACAUAUAGAUACAUAUAAAGAUAAAGAGCUGUCUUGUAUUGGUGGUGUUUGCAGUGACCACAGGGGCAACAUUUUUCUGUGUGAUUAUAGCUCAGGAAAUAUUAAACAGAUUUCACAAGAAAACAUGUCAGAAAUCGGCACGGUUGUAGGAUCAUCACAUGGUUUGUCCAACCCGUUGUCAAUCUGCUUCAAUCAUCAACAGUCCACGUUGAUAGUCACGUUGCAUAAUUGUGACGAAAUAAAACUUUUUGAUUUAAAAUAAACACUAAGUAAAGCAAGUCUUCAUACGUCCAAUACUAUGUAAAUACUGUGUAAUAGAAUGUAAUUACUAAAUAUUGUGUAAAUACUGUGUAAAUACGAGUACUAUUGUAAGACACUGACAAGCAUUAAACUGUGUUUAUUUACUACAUUACGUAAAAAGCAGAAGUUUUUAAAUAAUGAUUAUCAGAAAUGAAUGCGCAUGUAAUAAGUUACUUGUAAAUUUCUUUCUAUGUAUGUUAGAAUUAUUUUGAUAUGUUUUGGUCUAUUUUCAUGUAUUUUGACAUAAUUUGAUAUCAUGUACAGUCAAUCGUGCCUUGUAAUUUAAGUAAAAGUAAAUAAGAACAGUGAACAGUGCAGUACAGUGAGUCGUGUCGUGCUAUAAAACUACAGUGAGUCGUACCAUGUUUUAAUAGAGAUAAAUGUAUGUGAGAUGUACCAAAGAAGCGAAAUAAAUGGUGUUGAUAUUACUU
Molecule: messenger RNA, 2575 nt
Organism: Ruditapes philippinarum (Manila clam)
Lineage: Eukaryota; Metazoa; Mollusca; Bivalvia; Venerida; Veneridae
Exons: 3
Coding region: 742-2106 (454 amino acids)
Biological process (GO): protein polyubiquitination; proteasome-mediated ubiquitin-dependent protein catabolic process
Molecular function (GO): ubiquitin protein ligase activity
Source: RefSeq, a predicted model, not a curated record